Molecule: messenger RNA, 6627 nt
Organism: Opisthocomus hoazin
Lineage: Eukaryota; Metazoa; Chordata; Aves; Opisthocomiformes; Opisthocomidae
Source: RefSeq, a predicted model, not a curated record
AUGCCCAUGCUGGCCACAGCGCAUUAUUACUCACGGUACGAGUUUGAAGUGUCACAGCGCGUACCAAAAGUAAUAAUGGGCCGUCACCAGCGAUGCCCGCCGCUCCUCGUGGCUCCGGACUUGCCCUGCGGGAAGGACGAUGACAACAAUGGAGAGAAGAGCUGCGUCUUGGCCACUGGACACUGUGGACGGGCUCUGUCACGCUUGCAGAUGGAGCAGUGGCUGGAUUUGUGCAUGAGGAGGUUCUUUGGGUGGGAGAGGGACCCCCGGGACAUUGGGAAUAAAGGCCACAACAACCAUGGCGGCUACAACUGUGUCUGCGUUAAUGGCUGGACGGGAGAGGACUGCAGCGAGAACAUCGACGACUGCGCCAUGGCUGCCUGCUUCCACGGGGCCACCUGCCACGACCGGGUGGCCUCCUUCUAUUGCGAGUGUCCCCACGGCCGCACAGGUUUGCUGUGCCACCUCGAUGACGCCUGCAUCAGCAACCCCUGCAACGAGGGCUCCAACUGCGACACCAACCCCGUCAACGGCAAAGCCAUCUGCACGUGUCCUUCGGGGUACACGGGGCCAGCCUGCAGCCAGGACGUGGACGAGUGCUCGCUGGGAGCCAACCCUUGCGAGCACGCAGGCAAAUGCAUCAACACCCAGGGGUCCUUCCAGUGCCAGUGCCUGCAGGGCUACUCGGGCCCUCGCUGCGAGAUCGACGUCAACGAGUGCCUCUCCAACCCCUGCCAGAACGAUGCCACCUGCCUGGACCAGAUCGGGGAGUUCCAGUGCAUCUGCAUGCCCGGUUACGAGGGGGUUUACUGCGAGAUCAACACGGACGAGUGCGCCAGCAGCCCCUGCCUGCAAAACGGCAACUGCCUCGACAAGAUCCACGAGUUCCACUGUUUCUCGGGUGCUCACUGCGAGAUCGACAUCGAUGAGUGCGACCCCGACCCGUGCCACUACGGGACCUGCAAGGACAGCAUCGCCGCCUUCACCUGCCUCUGCCAGCCAGGCUACACGGGCCACCGCUGCGACAUCAACAUCAACGAGUGCCAGAGCCAGCCCUGCAAAAACGGGGGGACCUGCCAGGACAGGAACAACGCCUACAACUGCCUCUGCCUCAAAGGGACCACGGGGCCCAACUGCGAGAUCAACCUGGACGACUGCGCCAGCAACCCCUGCGACUACGGCAAGUGCAUCGACAAGAUCAACGGCUACGAGUGCACCUGCGAGCCGGGCUACACAGGUGAGAGCAGGGCAGGGCGGCCACCGCAGCACCCUGGGGACGUGUUAAGAACCGGGGUUUGCUGGGGAAACGAUGGCUGCUGCAGCCGGGAGGGCCGGGGUGGAGCAGAUCCUGUGCUUGAUGCCCCAAUUUUUCCCCAAAGCUACAGGUGUGACUGCAACCCAGGCUGGAGUGGGACAAACUGCGACAUUAACAAUAACGAGUGUGAAUCCAAUCCCUGCAUGAACGGUGGCACCUGCAAGGACAUGACCAGCGGCUACAUCUGCACCUGCAGGGAGGGCUUCAGCGGACCCAACUGCCAGACCAAUAUCAACGAAUGCGCUUCCAACCCUUGCCUGAACCAGGGCACGUGCAUCGACGACGUUGCCGGCUAUACCUGCAACUGCCUCCUGCCCUACACAGGAGCCACCUGCGAGGACGUGCUGGCCCCCUGCGCCGGCAGCCCCUGCAAGAACGGCGGUGAGGCGAGGGUCCUGUCCUGCCCCACAGCUCACCCGGGUCAGACCUGCGAGAUCGACAUCAACGAGUGCGUGAAGAGCCCCUGCCGCAACGGGGCCACGUGCCAGAACACCAACGGGAGCUACCGCUGCGCCUGCAGAGCCGGCUUCGCCGGCCGCAACUGCGACACCGACAUCGACGACUGCAAGCCCAAUCCGUGCCACAACGGUGGCUCCUGCUCUGAUGGUGUCGGCACAUUCUUCUGCGAGUGCCUGGCUGGUUUCCGUGGGCCCAAGUGCGAGGAGGACAUCAACGAGUGCGCCAGCAACCCCUGCAAGAACGGUGCCAACUGCACCGACUGCGUCAACAGCUACACCUGCACCUGCCCCUCCGGCUUCAGCGGCAUCCACUGCGAGAACAACACACCUGACUGCACGGAGAGCUCCUGCUUCAACGGUGGGACCUGCGUGGAUGGCAUCAACACCUUCACCUGCGUCUGCCCGCCCGGCUUCACGGGCAGCUACUGCGAGCACAACAUUAAUGAGUGCGACUCCAAGCCGUGCCUGAACGGGGGCACGUGCCAGGACAGCUACGGAACAUACAAGUGCACUUGUCCCCAGGGAUACACCGGGCUCAACUGCCAGAACCUGGUGCGCUGGUGCGACUCCUCUCCCUGCAAAAACGGAGGCAAGUGCUGGCAGACCAACAACCUGUACCGCUGUGAGUGCAACAGCGGGUGGACGGGGCUCUACUGCGACGUCCCCAGCGUCUCCUGCGAGGUGGCCGCCAAGCAGCAAGGUAUCGACGUAGCACAUCUCUGCAGGAAUUCAGGGCUCUGCGUGGACACCGGCAACACUCACUUCUGCCGCUGCCAGGCCGGCUACACGGGCAGCUACUGCGAGGAGCAGGUGGACGAGUGCUCCCCCAACCCCUGCCAGAACGGAGCCACCUGCACAGACUACCUGGGAGGCUACUCCUGCGAGUGCGUGGCUGGUUAUCAUGGAGUUAACUGCUCAGAGGAGAUCAAUGAGUGCUUGUCCCACCCAUGCCAGAACGGAGGAACCUGCAUCGAUCUCAUCAAUACCUACAAAUGCUCCUGCCCCAGAGGAACUCAAGGGGUGCACUGUGAGAUCAAUGUGGAUGACUGCAGCCCUUUCUUUGAUCCUGUCACCCUGGGGCCCAAGUGCUUUAACAAUGGCAAGUGCACGGAUCGGGUAGGUGGCUACAGCUGCAUCUGCCCCCCUGGCUUUGUAGGGGAGCGCUGCGAGGGAGACGUCAACGAGUGCCUGUCCAACCCCUGCGACGCCCGCGGCACCCAGAACUGCGUGCAGCGGGUCAACGACUACAAAUGCGAGUGCCGACCUGGCUACACAGGCCGCCGCUGUGACACCGUGGUGGAUGGCUGUAAAGGCAAACCCUGUAGGAACGGGGGAACCUGCGCUGUUGCCAGCAACACUGGCCGUGGCUUCAUCUGCAAAUGCCCCCCGGGAUUCGUGGGUGCCACCUGCGAGAACGACUCCCGCACCUGUGGGAACCUGCACUGCCUGAACGGUGGCACUUGCAUCUCCAUCCACAAGAGCUCCAAGUGCAUGUGCGCGCCGGCCUUCACGGGUCCCGAGUGCCAGUACCCGGCCAGCAGCCCCUGCACCUCCAACCCCUGCUACAACAGGGGCACCUGCGAGUUCUUCGGCGAUGCCUCCCCCUACUACCGGUGCAACUGCCCUGCCAACUUCAACGGCCUCAACUGCCACAUCCUCGACUUCGAUUUCCAGGGUGGCAUCGGGCAGGAUAUCAUCCCACCCAAAAUUGAGGAGAAGUGCGAGAUUGCCGUUUGCGCGGGCUACGCCGGCAACAAGAUCUGCGAUGGGAAAUGCAACAACCAUGCCUGCGGCUGGGACGGGGGUGACUGCUCCCUCAAUUUCAACGACCCCUGGAAGAACUGCUCCCAGUCUCUGCAGUGCUGGAAGUACUUCAACGACGGCAAGUGCGACGCUCAGUGCAACAACGCUGGCUGCCUGUACGAUGGAUUUGACUGCCAGAAAUACGAAGGGCAGUGCAACCCUCUGUACGAUCAGUACUGCAAAGAUCACUUCUCAGAUGGUCACUGUGACCAGGGCUGCAAUAAUUUUGAGUGCGAGUGGGAUGGUCUGGACUGUGCAAACAACAUGCCGGAGAAGCUGGCAGAUGGCACGCUGGUGGUGGUGGUCCUCAUCACUCCCGAGAACCUGAAGAACAACUCUUUCAACUUCCUGCGGGAGCUGAGCCGCGUGCUGCACACCAACGUGGUCUUCAAGAAGAAUGCCAAGGGAGAGUACAUGAUCUUUCCGUACUACGGCAAUGAGGAGGAGCUGAAAAAGCAUUACAUCAAGAGAUCAACAGAGGACUGGUCAGACAUGUCUAGUGCUGUCAUCAACAAAGUGAAGAGCAGCCUCUACUCCAGGGCUGGCAGAAGGCAGAGGAGAGAGCUCGAUCAGAUGGACAUCAGAGGAUCCAUCGUCUACUUGGAAAUUGAUAACCGCCAGUGCAUCCAGUCCUCUUCCCAGUGCUUCCAGAGUGCAACCGAUGUGGCGGCGUUCCUGGGCGCCUUGGCCUCCCUUGGCAACCUGAACAUACCCUACAAAAUAGAAGCCGUUAAAAGUGAAACAGCUGAGCCGGCGAAGAACUCCCAGCUGUAUCCUAUGUACGUGGUGGUGGCUGCGCUGGUCUUGCUUGCUUUCAUUGGAGUGGGAGUACUGGUGUCUCGUAAGCGGCGCAGGGAGCAUGGGCAGCUUUGGUUCCCAGAAGGCUUCAAAGUGACAGAGUCGAGCAAGAAGAAGCGACGAGAACCGCUUGGGGAGGAUUCUGUUGGACUGAAACCCCUCAAAAAUGCUUCUGACGGCACGCUGAUGGAUGACAACCAAAAUGAGUGGGGUGAUGAGGAGACCUUGGACACCAAGAAGUUCAGGUUCGAGGAGCAGGCGAUGCUGCCCGACACGGACGAUCAGACGGAUCACCGGCAGUGGACCCAGCAGCACCUGGAUGCCGCUGACCUGCGCAUAUCCUCCAUGGCGCCUACUCCGCCGCAGGGGGAAAUCGAUGCGGACUGCAUGGAUGUCAACGUCAGAGGGCCCGAUGGCUUCACCCCCCUCAUGAUCGCCUCGUGCAGCGGAGGAGGGCUGGAGACCGGCAACAGCGAAGAGGAAGACGAUGCUCCCGCCGUCAUUUCGGAUUUCAUUUACCAAGGCGCCAGCUUGCACAACCAGACUGACCGCACCGGCGAGACGGCUCUGCACCUGGCUGCCAGGUACUCCCGCUCCGACGCUGCCAAGCGCCUGCUGGAAGCUAGCGCCGAUGCCAACAUCCAGGACAACAUGGGCAGGACACCCCUCCACGCCGCCGUCUCUGCCGAUGCCCAGGGAGUCUUCCAGAUCCUGAUUAGGAACAGGGCAACCGAUCUCGACGCCCGAAUGCACGACGGGACCACUCCUCUGAUCCUGGCCGCUCGCUUGGCUGUGGAGGGCAUGCUGGACGAUCUCAUCAACUGCCACGCAGACGUCAAUGCCGUGGAUGAUCUAGGCAAGUCAGCACUGCACUGGGCAGCGGCUGUGAAUAACGUUGAAGCCGCAGUGGUGCUCCUGAAGAAUGGGGCCAAUAAGGAUAUGCAGAACAAUAAGGAGGAGACCCCACUGUUCCUCGCAGCCAGAGAAGGGAGCUACGAAACCGCCAAGGUCCUGCUGGACCAUUAUGCCAACCGCGAUAUCACGGACCACAUGGACCGGCUCCCACGGGACAUCGCCCAGGAGCGCAUGCACCAUGACAUCGUGAGGCUGCUGGAUGAGUACAACCUGGUGCGGAGCCCACCGCUGCACAACGGCCCGCUGGGGGCACCCACCCUGUCCCCACCGCUGUGCUCUCCCAGCAGCUACAUUGGCAACCUGAAACCUGCCGUCCAGGGCAAGAAGGCCAGGAAGCCGAGUACCAAGGGCCUGAGCUGCAACGGCAAGGAUGCCAAAGACCUCAAAGCCCGGAGGAAAAAAUCACAAGAUGGGAAAGGAUGUCUGCUUGACAACUCCAGUGUGUUGUCUCCGGUGGACUCCCUGGAGUCGCCCCAUGGGUACCUGUCGGAUGUUGCCUCUCCUCCGCUGAUGACCUCUCCGUUUCAGCAGUCCCCUUCCGUGCCUCUGAAUCACCUGCCAGGCAUGCCUGAUGCCCACAUGAGCAUCAACCACCUCAACAUGGCGGGGAAGCAGGAUAUGGCCAUGGGAAACUCCAGCAGGAUGGCCUUCGAUGCGGUGCCGCCGCGCCUCUCCCACCUCCCCGUCUCCAGCCCCAGCACAGCGAUGAGCAACGCCCCGCUGAAUUUCUCUGUCGGCGGCGCGGCCGCUCUGAACGGGCAGUGUGACUGGCUCAGCCGGCUGCAGAACGGCAUGGUCCAGACCCAGUACAACCCCAUGAGAGGCAACAUGCAACCAGGGGCGCAUCAGCAGCCGCAAAACCUCCAGCACGGCAUGAUGACCUCCCUGCGCCCCCCCCCCCCACACCACCCGCCGCAGCAGCAUCACAACCCCAGCUCCAACGCGAGCGGCCACAUCGGCCAAAAUUUCCUUGGUACGGAGCUGAGCCAGCCUGACAUGCAGCCGGUGAGCAGCAGUACCAUGGCGGUCCACACGAUCCUGCCUCAGGAUUCCCAGAUGCUGCCCACGUCUCUGCCAUCCUCCCUCGCCCAGCCCAUGACCACCACGCAGUUUCUAACUCCACCUUCCCAGCACAGUUAUUCCUCCCCCUUGGACAACACCCCCAGCCACCAGCUCCAGGUGCCGGACCACCCUUUCCUAACGCCGUCGCCGGAGUCACCGGACCAGUGGUCCAGCUCGUCUCCUCACUCCAACGUGUCCGACUGGUCCGAGGGCAUCUCCAGCCCUCCGACGAGUAUGCAGUCACAGAUGGGACACAUCCCCGAAGCCUUCAAGUGA